Ornithorhynchus anatinus (platypus) is the source of this 2110-nucleotide messenger RNA. RefSeq names its product pyrroline-5-carboxylate reductase 1 (gene PYCR1). The transcript is spliced from 8 exons. Lineage: Eukaryota; Metazoa; Chordata; Mammalia; Monotremata; Ornithorhynchidae. Gene Ontology annotation, molecular function: pyrroline-5-carboxylate reductase activity. Bases 201 to 1163 code for a protein of 320 amino acids. Gene Ontology annotation, biological process: L-proline biosynthetic process. The record is from RefSeq and is a predicted model, not a curated record.
UCCAGGCUAAUCCGGUUGGACCCAGUCCCUUUCUUUUAAUGGGAUUUUUUAGGCGCUGACCAACGGGCCAGGCACUGUACUGAACGCUGGGAGAGAUCCCAGAGCGGGUAAGUGAAGGCGGGAGAGGCGCAGGGAGCGGAGGCGGCCUCCUCCCGGGCCCCCAUCGAUCGAGCCGUGGCCCGGGCAGAGCGGCGGGCAUCAUGAGCGUCGGCUUCAUCGGGGCCGGACAACUGGCCUUUGCCCUGGCCCGGGGCUUCACGGCCGCAGGCAUCUUGGCCUCCCACAAGAUCACAGCCAGCUCUCCUGACAUGGAUCUACCCACGGUCUCUGCUCUCCGGAAAAUGGGGGUGAACCUCACCCCGAAUAACAAGGAGACGGUGCAGCACAGCGACGUGCUCUUCCUGGCCGUGAAGCCCCACAUCAUCCCCUUCAUCCUGGACGAGAUCGGCGGGGACAUCGAGGAACGCCACAUCGUGGUGUCCUGUGCCGCCGGGGUCACCAUCAGCUCCAUCGAGAAGAAGCUGACGGCCUUCCUCGCGGCGCCCAAGGUGAUCCGCUGCAUGACCAACACCCCCGUGGUGGUGAGGGAGGGGGCCACGGUCUACGCCACGGGCACCCACGCCCAGGUGGAGGACGGGAAACUCCUGGAGCAGCUGAUGGGCAGCGUGGGCUUCUGCACGGAGGUGGAGGAGGACCUCAUCGACGCCGUCACCGGGCUGAGCGGCAGCGGCCCGGCUUACGCUUUCACCGCCCUGGAUGCCCUGGCCGACGGCGGGGUGAAGAUGGGGCUGCCCCGGAGACUGGCCGUCCGGCUCGGGGCCCAAGCUCUGCUGGGAGCGGCCAAGAUGCUCCUGGACUCUGAGCAGCACCCCGGCCAGCUGAAGGACAACGUCUGCUCGCCGGGAGGCGCCACCAUCCACGCGCUGCACUUCCUGGAGAGCGGCGGCUUCCGCUCGCUGCUCAUCAACGCCGUCGAGGCCUCCUGCAUCCGCACGCGGGAGCUGCAGUCCAUGGCGGAUCAAGAGAAGAUCUCCCCGGCCGCCAUCAAGAAGACGCUUCUGGACAAGGUGAAGCUGGAGUCACCCUCUGUGUCCACCCAGCCGCCCGCCAACCGGGUCAAGUUUUUCAACCGCAGCCAGGGACCCGGGGCCAAAAAGGAUUGAGGGGCGGAGGGGGCCGUCGAGCCCCUUCGCUCUUCUCUCGUCGACCCCCGUCCCCGCUCCCUCUCCCCUCACCUCUCUUCUCCCCCCCCCCCCCAAGAGGGGAGGUCUUCCCAGAUCGGUAGGAUUCCCUCGGCUGUCUGCAGCGCGGAUGGUGGCAGAGCCGGGGGCCGGUUAAUCAAGUAACGGUACUUAUUGAGCGCCGGAGCGCUCGGAGAGGGCGGCAGAGUCGGUCGGUACCAUCCCUGCCCUCAAGGAGCUUACGGUACGGCGGGGCGGCCGGGGAGAAGGAACCCGGCUCGGAAUCCGCCCCCCCCCCCCCCGACGGGCUCCUAGCACAUCAAUACGGAUCAAUGGGGCUGGGGGGCUUCUCUCCCACUCCAAGCAGCCAGGCUGACCUCUUAAAGGUCACCGAGGAAGAGCCCGGGACGGGGGGUAGGAUCCCGGGACCUGGGUUCUAAUCCCGGCUCCGCCGCUCGCCUGCCGGGUGACCUCAGGCCAGUCACUUGGCUUCCUCGUCUGUCAAAUGGCGAGUCGAUGCCUAUGCCCCCUCCCGCUCGGUUUGCGAACCCUGGGUGGGGCGGGGGUUGAGUCCAAACCUGAUCAACUUGAAUCUCCAUCACCGCGUAGCGCAGUGCUUGGCACAUAGUAAGCACUUAAGUACCCUCGGCCUCAUCGUCAUCUGUAUUAUCAUCACCGUCGCUCGUGGGCUCGGGGGAAGGUCACCUGACCGCCCCCAGGCAUCGCGGCCCCGUCCCCGAAAAACCUAGCCUAAUUUAUUGCCUCCAAGUGGGAAGACUCAGCCCUAUCUGAAGCCCCGUCUCUUUGUCCCUGGGCAAGACACUCUGCUUCUCUGUGCCUCAGUUUCUUCAUCUGAAGCCCGUGUCCGGGGAGACCGAGACACCCCGGGAUUCCUCCCCCACCCAAACAAUAAAUCUUUUCGCUCUUCA